Molecule: messenger RNA, 551 nt
Organism: Harpegnathos saltator (Jerdon's jumping ant)
Lineage: Eukaryota; Metazoa; Arthropoda; Insecta; Hymenoptera; Formicidae
Exons: 2
Coding region: 1-390 (129 amino acids)
Source: RefSeq, a predicted model, not a curated record
AUGAACCGCGCAAAAACGUACUUUGCAGUUUUCUCCAUUCCACGUAGCGCAGAUACCAGAAGAGAUCGCAGACGAGCCGCGAACGGAAACGGCAAAGCAGCGGCGACGGCGACGGCGACGGCCGGCACUUCUAGUGCGCGGAACUUCGGCAAGCGUCGACGCAUCGACGUGCGCGCCACGAAUCCGUUCAUCAUUUUCUUCCUGCGGCUGCGUAGCCGAAAGCCGAAGGAACCGGUCACCGUGGUGGCGCGGGCCGCGGGCAAGCUGUGGGGCCGCAUGUCGGCCGAGCAGCGAAAGAAAUACGUGGACCUCGCGAACGAGGAGAAGAAGCGCCGGCAGGAGCGCAAACGACGGAGAAGGCACUCGGCCGCGCGCUCCAGGAUGAAGUAGCGGGUGUGAAGCUGCGGAGGAGGUGCGAGCCUCGGCUGCGGAAAAUCGCGGACGAUUCUGCGCCUGUCGUCGGCGUGUGCUAUGCGUAGUACUACGCGCGUACUCGCACUUAUCAUCAUCAUCACUCUCGCUGUGUGACAUCUGCAAAUGACCAGAGCUCG